AUGGCCGAUCAGAGUCAGCGUGCUGCUCCCCUUCGUCUCGGUUCCGUAGCCCCGAAUUUCAAGGCCGUCACCACCAAGGGCGACAUUGAUUUCCAUGAGUUCAUCGGCAACAACUGGGUCAUUCUCUUCUCGCACCCUGAUGAUUUCACUCCCACCUGCACGACUGAACUCGGCGCAUUCGCCAAGCUCGAACCUGAAUUCACAAAACGUGGCGUCAAGCUGAUUGGUUUGAGCGCCAACGGAUUGAAAUCCCACCACGAUUGGAUCAAGGAUAUUGACGAAGUCACUGGCUCGAAUUUGCAAUUUCCCAUCAUUGCAGAUGCUGAUCGCAAUGUAUCCUAUCUCUAUGACAUGAUCGAUUAUCAAGAUACCACGAAUGUGGACGAGAAGGGCAUGGCCAUGACCAUUCGUUCUGUCUUCAUAAUCGAUCCCAACAAGAAGAUCCGCCUCAUUAUGAGUUACCCAGCUACGACUGGCCGUAACACCGCUGAAGUCCUUCGAGUGGUUGAUGCGCUUCAAACCACCGACAAGAACACCGUCAACACUGCCAUUAACUGGACUCCUGGUGAUGAUGUGAUCAUUCCUCCUUUCGUGUCCACAGAGGAUGCGGAGAAGAAAUUCGGACAAGUUCGGGUCGUUAAGCCCGACCUGCAAGGGGCACGAUCUUCUCUUGGCCACUACUCUCCCAACAAGGAGAGUGAAAAGGUAUUCUUUAGCUAUUGUACCCCCUGGCAAUAUGAUGACCGGGAACCUCUCAGGUCGCUGCAGAAGGAUGGACGACGCUCCAACGAUCUCUCUCACCACUACUGCCAAUGCAUCAAGGUGACUGGCUGGGAAAUCGGUCUUGCUGGAGAGUCUGACCGAAAUGGUUGA
This is a messenger RNA of Uncinocarpus reesii 1704, 873 nucleotides long. RefSeq names its product mitochondrial peroxiredoxin PRX1. NCBI's taxonomy places the organism in Eukaryota, Fungi, Ascomycota, Eurotiomycetes, Onygenales, Onygenaceae. Gene Ontology annotation, cellular component: cytosol; mitochondrion. The record is from RefSeq and is a predicted model, not a curated record. Gene Ontology annotation, biological process: cellular response to oxidative stress; cellular oxidant detoxification; cell redox homeostasis. Bases 1 to 873 code for a protein of 290 amino acids. Gene Ontology annotation, molecular function: peroxiredoxin activity. The transcript is spliced from 7 exons.